This is a messenger RNA of Haliotis rubra (blacklip abalone), 1497 nucleotides long. RefSeq names its product mitochondrial amidoxime-reducing component 1-like. Lineage: Eukaryota; Metazoa; Mollusca; Gastropoda; Lepetellida; Haliotidae. Bases 14 to 973 code for a protein of 319 amino acids. The transcript is spliced from 7 exons. Gene Ontology annotation, cellular component: mitochondrial inner membrane. Gene Ontology annotation, molecular function: nitrate reductase activity; molybdopterin cofactor binding; molybdenum ion binding. Gene Ontology annotation, biological process: nitrate metabolic process. The record is from RefSeq and is a predicted model, not a curated record.
CCCCACUCCCAACAUGGCGGGCGUGGACAUAGAACCAGCCGCUGUCUUCCUGACUCUGGCAGGAGGGGUGGUGAUCAAAUACAUAUUGUCAGCGAUCGUGGGUUCAAGGAGGAGAGAAUAUGAGUUGGUGGGGGAGGUGGCAAGUUUAACAUGCUACCCGAUCAAGUCCUGCAGAGGUUUCACAGUGGAGAGCGGAUACUGCACGAAUCUGGGUCUUCAGGUUGCAGGCAGUGUUAUAGACAGACACUGGGUGGUGACUGACGCCAGCUACAACAUGCUGUCCUCCAGCCAGAUGCCCACUCUGGCCCUGGUCAGCACCGCGUGUAGGGAUGGACAGCUGAUCGUCGACGCUCCGGACAUGCCGACUCUCACGUUGUCCACGUCGCCAGUCGUCGAUAGCAGCAAAGUUGUCAAUGUUGUCAGCAGCCAGCUGGUUCAGCAAGUACCUGGCCAGGGACGGGGUCAGGCUGCUCCUUCAAAAAGAGGGACAUCACUCAGCCCCCUGGGGUUUCGGAAGAGGCGACAUCACACAGGAGAAGAAACCCUGGGUGGGUGGUGGAUAGCUAUAGCUGGCGACCAGGCCGCGUACAGCGACUUCUGCGCCUACCUGCUGAUGUCGGAGACGUCCCAGGACGCUGUGAACCAGCAGCUGCAGCAGCCCAUUUCCCUCGACCACUUCAGACCAACCAUUGUAGUGAAGGGAAGCAGACCAUACGACGAAGACGAGUGGCAGUCGGUAAAGAUCGGCAACGAGGCCAUUCUACGAACCCUGUACUGUACUCCGAGAUGCAUAAAAGUAAACAUUGAUUUCAAAACCGGCAAACGGAUAAAGGAAAAGAAGCCUCUGGACCUUCUACAGACGAUCCGCUGUGUUCCGCGGUUUGGGAGGUCGCCCAUUCUCGGGAUCAGCUCGGCACUUGACCAGGGCGGCAGGGUUCAGGUGGGAGACCCCGUUUACGCCAUCCGGGCAUGAUCAUGGGUAGCAGAAUGUGUGCACAGGUUCCUGGCUGUGCUUUAAUAGACGGAUGCUGAGAAUACAUUAUUGUGCUCUUUUCUUACGGAAUACCACGUCGUGCACCCAGAAAAAUGAUUAGUGAAACAUAAUUGUCAAAUUAAUUUUUAUAGAAUAAAAAUCUGAUCAUUGUACGCUUAGAUAACAACACGAGAUGAUUAGUGAAAGGUUGUGUUCAUGAUGGUUAUAAGGAUUAAUUGUAACAAAACCUGGUUGAACAUUGAACAAGUCCAGUUAUAUUUCCGAAGAUAUCACCUUCUCUUUCACACAUAUUUCCACUGUCGACAUAUGUGUUUAUGUUAUGUAUGUUUACUACUGGACUGUGUCAAUAUUGCUUAUACCAACUAUUCUAGAGCAUUUGUUUCAUGUGAACCCUUUCAAGAUUGGGUGUGUUGUCUGUCCGCCUGUCAACUAUCGCCUUUCCCUUACCAGCUGCAGGAAUGAACCAAAGAUUUGUACAAAAAUAAAUCAAUCUUUAAAUAAUC